Molecule: messenger RNA, 1290 nt
Organism: Strongylus vulgaris
Lineage: Eukaryota; Metazoa; Nematoda; Chromadorea; Rhabditida; Strongylidae
Source: the annotation of a GenBank genome assembly
UGUAUCAUAAAUCGUUGCAAAUUGGAUGUCCGCACUAGAAGUCUCACAGUGAUGUUCGAGAUUAUGAAAAACCAUGGAAACGAGUUUCGUUCGGAAUGGUGGAGGGAUUUGUUCAACAUAGUGUUUCGGAUAUUCGAUCAUGCUAAAUUAGACGAACAUCGCGCAGAUAAAAAGGAAUGGAUGAUGACGACAUGUAACCAUGCAAUGUACGCCAUCGUGGACGUCUUUACUCAAUUCUUUCCUCAGCUUAGCGAGCUCGUUCUACCGUCCAUUUACGAGCAGUUUGCAGUGUGCAUCCAACAGAAAAACGAGCAAUUAGCGCGAUCGACUGUGAACUGCUUAGAGACUCUGAUUUUGCUCAAUGGUGAACGAUUCACUGAUGAUAUGUGGCAGAGAACAGUUCAACUAUUCCGUCGCCUUUUUGCAGCGACAUUGCCUAAGUCUUUAUUGACUUGGGAGCCGGAACGUACAGGAUCAGGAGCUCAAAACGACUCGACCAACGAAGAAUUCGAUGGAAAAGCGCCAAGCAUUGACGGACGGCCUAACGGAUCAAUCCACCCCGACGCGGCAUUUUCUGAGCAGAUUGUUUUCUGUGUUGUUCAGUCAGAGUUAGUGGAUGCGGUUACAUCUAUUGUACUAGGGGCGAAAAAGAGCACAGAUGAGAUUGUGCUGAGCGUUCCCAGCGCAAAAUCUGAACAAUUCAAUGGUUCAGACUACACUAGCGCUGUCAGCAAAGGUUUAUUCAGCACCAUGGAACCUGCCCUUCUCUUGAGUCUUUGCGAUGCAUUAGGAGAGAGCCAACGAUUAGCGAAACAGUUUAACGAUAACAAUGGUCAGAGGACGUUGUUAUGGAAGGCUGGUCUUCGUGGAUCGAGCAAGCCGAACCUGAUCAGACAAGAAACGCAUGCACUGCGUGCUAUGCUCUCUAUUCUUCUGCGGCUACUCAAUGAUCCUCGAUCAGAACCUGUACAGGAUAACGUUGCUAGAGGUGUAUUGAACGUUGUAUCUGCUGUUCUUCGCGGCUAUGGUGAAGCUGGUUCUGAUGCACGACGCACAGCUUACGCUCCAGUUGUUUGCGAGCUUCUACAAGAGUGCCUACGUCUGCCACCUCACCUACUUCCCGCACUGGGUGCUGAGUUUCCAUUGCAUCUCUGUGAACUAGUAGAGAUUGCGGAAGGACAACCAUUGCGUUCCCUAUUGGCUACGUUAUUGCGGCAGUUUUUGGUCACUAAGAAGUGUGUAACUGAAAAUGCAAAAGUCAAGCCUGAAGUCAAUGGUGUCUCAGAUUGA